AUGGCGGGCUUGCCCAGCAUUGCGCGGAAGCGCCCGGGUCGAUGCCGCAACCAACGCUUGCCGAAGCUGAAGACCGCGCCUUCCGCGCAGAGCGCCGCCCCAGCGCCAGACCCAUUGGGCCCAGGUCCCAGCGUGACGUCAGCCUUGAGCCAGACGGAGCCCAGGUGGCUUGCCGAAUGCCGCGCCGGUCUGAAAGCGGUAGACCCCUGGAGUCAGUUGCUGGAGAGCCUGACCGGGGAGCCAGUGAAGUGGAGAGGGAAACACAGGCCAAACCGGCGACUCCUGGCCCAGAAGACCAUCCAGGGCAUUCUGAACCAGCAGUCGCAAUCGCAGAUGUCGCAGUAUAGCAUCAGCCUGGACGACCGCAAGUUUCGAAAGGUUUCCUCCACUGAAUCCAUGUCCUCUUCCCUCCGUGAUUCGGACACGGAAGUGGAUGCCACAGCUGGCAAGCCAGGGCCCACUGCAAGCAUUGAGCAGCAGAAAGCCGCAGAGAAUGUUGUCACAUUCAAAGACGAGCAUGAUCAUUCACCGCGAGUUUCUAUUGGAUCAGUGGAUGCACAUACAGCAUCAGAGAUGAGGCAGAGGAUGAAAACUACACUGCGAAGACGCAUCCACAGCAUCCGUGAGAUGGUCCUGAAGCAACGCAAUGAAAAUGAUGCACAGAAGAAGUAUGAACACAUUCCGCAAAAAGAGAAGGAUGCACUGGAGCGUGCUUUCUUCCAAUAUGACGCGGACCUGUCCGGCUACCUGGAGUGGGAGGAGGUCAUCCCUGCUUUGAGGGAGCUGGGCUUGUCAGGGUCCAACGCCAUUGAGAAGCGGGAAAUCUUGCAAGUCUGCCGCAACGUGAUGACCGCCACCAGGGUGCAAAAGAUCUACACCAGCUCCACGGGCUUGCAGCAGGUCUUGCUGGCGCAGAGGAACCGCAUGCAGAACCAGCCCCGUGUCAAGCUGGGUGUCUUAAGGAAAACAACGGCGGCAGGAGCAUCAGGAAAGAGAAGCUCCGGCACAGCGCUCGCAGAAGCCCGAAGCAUCAAACCCAUGGAACCUGCAAAGAAUGAGAAAAGCGAGAAGAGUGACGACAGGAAAAGUGAUGACAAGAAAGAGGAGCAUGGAAGCAGAGAAAGCCGAAGGAGCAGCUUUGCUUCCUCUGCAGGUGCGAGCAGCUCCCUGUCGGAAGGAAGCGGUAGCGAGGACUUCGAUGUGGGUUUGGACAUGGCACCCUUGGAGAAGGUCAGCUUCGAUUUCUUGACCUUUGCAGGGAUUUUAGUUCCAAAAGUGCGACAGCGACUUACAGAGUUACAAAGCACCACAGUCAUGCGGUACUUCUGCAACUUUGAUCGCGAAGGCACGGGCGCCAUCUCGGUGUUCAAGUGCGUGGAGAUUUCAAGAUGCCUUCGGAUGGACCAAGUUCUGAUGCUGGAUGCCUUGAAGGAGAAUGGAUUUACUCCAGAGAACUCAUCCUUGGUUGACUUCGACUCCUUUGAACAAUGUGUCAUGAGCUGUCGCGAGCACACGAACCGCCAGCAGCGAGAGCGAGAAAUCGAGAUCCUCCUAGAGAUGCACAUCAGACCUGAGCUCUUUGCGGAAUGCAGAGACACCAUUGCUCAAAUGUACGACAUCUUCCGACGUUGUGCAGGCGACGCUGGCUCCAUCGGUGUGAUGACAGCAAACGAUGCGUUCCUAGCAACGUACGAGCUGGGCAUGAUGCCCCGCGAAAGAUGGAGGAAAGAAAAGAUCAAGCAGUUCCUGGUCCCAGAAGAUGCUGAGGACUCCGUGUACAUGCAGGUUGAGCUCAACUUCGAGGAAUUCUUGGAGUUUCUGAGGAAGGUGCGGCUGCAGAACGACGGGCAGCGCCUGGAAGAGCUCACGGCGAAGUUCCUACGCUUGGACAAGGACCGCAAUGGAAGUUUGGACAUGAAGGAGCUGCAUGUCCUGCUCGAGGAGACGCAAUGCAUUCCUCGCACUCGAAAGGAGCAGGAGGAGGUACAGCAACUCAUCCAGUCAGUGGACGUGGAUGGGAAUGGAGUUAUCGAUUUCGAAGAGUUCAAGGAGUUGGUCCAGCGCAUAGACGAGAAGUUUGCCAGCUUGCGCUAUGAGUCGGAGGUGGAGUAUGCGGUUUCGAGAGGCUUCACCGAAGUUGAGCUCGGAAGCUUCCGCGCCAUCUUUGAGCACUUGGACGCCGACAACUCUGGGCGGCUGGAAAUGAGCGAGGUGCGGCAGUGCCUCAGCAUCAUCCAGCACAGAUCUACGUGGCAGGCCUUUGAUCAGACCUGGCGAGCGUUAGACAAGGAUGCGUCAGGCAGUCUGGAUUUUCACGAGUUUAUUGAUUUUAUGAGGACUAUGCGCGAUGGCGAAGGCGUGUUUGCCGUAGACUUCGAUCAGAAACUCCCGCAGCAUGUGAACAAGCUCGACGAGAGGACUCUUCGCUCCGUUUUGGGGCACUACGGCCUCUCAAAGUCUUACCUCUGGGCAUUGGACAAGGGUCAGCUGAUGCAGCGCUUCUGCGACUGCAUGGUGGUUAGUCCCAAUGAUUCCUUCCAGGACAUGCUAAAGAUUUCUACCUUGAACGACCUCGUCAAGUUGGCCAAGGAGAAGGGCGAAGCAUUGGCCAACUUGCUCUUGUAG
Molecule: messenger RNA, 2625 nt
Organism: Effrenium voratum
Lineage: Eukaryota; Dinophyceae; Suessiales; Symbiodiniaceae
Source: the annotation of a GenBank genome assembly